Molecule: messenger RNA, 1604 nt
Organism: Oryzias melastigma (Indian medaka)
Lineage: Eukaryota; Metazoa; Chordata; Actinopteri; Beloniformes; Adrianichthyidae
Gene: znhit6
Product: zinc finger HIT-type containing 6
Exons: 10
Coding region: 168-1298 (376 amino acids)
Biological process (GO): box C/D snoRNP assembly; maturation of LSU-rRNA from tricistronic rRNA transcript (SSU-rRNA, 5.8S rRNA, LSU-rRNA); snoRNA localization
Cellular component (GO): nucleus; pre-snoRNP complex
Source: RefSeq, a predicted model, not a curated record
UCACAAACAUCCGGAGGCGCCAAUGAGCACAUUCCAAACCGGAACUUGUGCCCACGUGCUGCUGCAGCAGGCGGAAGAAAGUUUGUUUUGAAGCCGCCAUUCGCUUCUCCAACGUGACGCCAGUUUUGCAUGUGAUGUACGCGAGUUUUUGUUGAGAGACGCCACAAAUGUCUUAUUUAGAAAGUCAAGUCGAGCGCAGUUCUCUGGAAGAAGAGCAGAAAACCAUACAAAGCAAAAUAUCCCUGUCUGAUUGUGGAGUUUGUGGAUCAGGGAAAGCGAAGUACAGGUGUCCUGCCUGCCUCACACAUUCUUGCAGCUUGCUGUGUGUGAAGAAGCACAAAGAGGACUCGGGAUGUAGCGGAGUCAGAAACAAAACGGCAUUUGUGGCUUUGUCCCACUUUGAUGAAAUGACUCUUCUCAGUGAUUACAGAUUUCUGGAGGACACUGGGAGAUUUUCUGAUGGUGCCAGCAGAGACGGUCUGGUGAGAGCUCCUCGGACAACUUUUAAAAUAAAGUUACUGGCUGCUCAAGCCAGAAAGAUGAACAUCACUCUCAGGUUUCUUCCACUCACCUUCACUAAGAGAAGAGAAAACUCCACCAUCUUCAAUCCGAGAGAUCAAAUGUUCCUGUGGCACCUGAAGCUCAUGUUUCCUCAGAGCAGCUCGGAGUUCAGUCAGAGAAGGGUGCCUGAUGGACACACCUUAAAGCAAAUCUUGACAGCCUACAUUCAUCCAACAGAGUCAGAUCCUGUGUUCCGUCAAAAGUUGAAGAUGUAUGUUAAUGCUUCCUCAGAUGAUGUGAAGGUCUUCAUGAAAGCAGAGGGAAGAAAAGCUAACUCUGUCAGGUAUCAUGAAUUGGACACUGAGAAGAGCCUGAAGGAUAACCUACGCUUUAAAAUGCUCAUUGAAUAUCCUGUGCUGCAUGUUGUGCUCAGAGAUCAUUGGAAGGACUAUCCACUGAAAGGACCAGCUGAACCUGUAUCGGCCUGCGCUGGUUUUGCAACAAAGAACGUUGGGAUUGAUGGACAGAAAUGGGCUGUGGAUCACAUUUCACCACCAUCAGUGCAAACAGGAACCAACCUUCAGACAGCAGCUGAAGAGAUCAGCCCUGAAACUGAGCCACCGCUGGAGAAACGGGCAAAGAUAGGAGUGGAGGAGGAAGAGCAGGAGGAAGGUGAAAUCCUCGACAGCAGCGAUGAAGAGGAGAAGGUGGAAAGAUGUCCAGAUGAAAAUGUCCCACUUGAAAACAAUACUUCUGUUAAUGAUGUCAAGAAUAUGCAACAUGGUGUCGACCAAUAGAGGAAUAGGUUUUCAGGUGAGUUUUCCGACAGGUGAGGUCUGGAUGGGAUGCUGGAGAUAAAGGGAAGUAGUAAUGAUGUAAUAGAGGCUAAUGUUGCAUCACAAUUAAAUGAUUGGAAAGAAUUAUGUACUGGGUUAAAAAUAUGGAGUUCCAGAGAUCUGAAGUAUUUCCAUGUGUUUUUUGUUCAUUUAUAAUUUUUAUUUGAAUAAUAAAGUAUGUGUUUUAAUCUUCUCUGGGACUAAGCUUGUAUAAAAAGCAUCACAAUGUUGUCAAUCAGUUUGCAGGCUGGUAAAAAUCUCACUUUA